Molecule: messenger RNA, 1674 nt
Organism: Daucus carota subsp. sativus
Lineage: Eukaryota; Viridiplantae; Streptophyta; Magnoliopsida; Apiales; Apiaceae
Product: flotillin-like protein 4
Exons: 2
Coding region: 120-1535 (471 amino acids)
Biological process (GO): protein localization to plasma membrane
Cellular component (GO): plasma membrane; plasma membrane raft
Source: RefSeq, a predicted model, not a curated record
AAGAAUCAUAGAACUUUGGUUUGGUCUAUAAAAGCACUGCUUUCUGGUUCAACUACCUAUAUCUCUGUUUUCCAAAACAUUCCAUUCUCUUUUACUUCUACACAACUUUUCUGAUCAUCAUGUAUAGAGUUGCCAGAGCAUCAGAGUAUCUGGUAAUCACCGGCAUAGGAAUUCAAGACAUAAAAAUAGCGAAAAAAGCAUGGAUUCUCCCCGGCCAAUCCUACGCUGUCUUCGACGUCUCCCCUGUAAACUACACCUUCGAAGUCCAGGCCAUGAGUGCCGAAAAACUCCCCUUUGUUCUCCCUGCAGUCUUCACCAUAGGCCCGCGUCUCGACAAUGACAGUCUUUUGAAGUACGCCAAGCUCAUUUCGCCUCAUGACAAGCUCUCCAACCACGUGAAAGAGCUUGUUCAGGGGAUCAUUGAGGGGGAGACACGAGUGCUUGCUGCUUCGAUGACUAUGGAGGAGGUUUUCAAGGGGGCUAAAGAGUUUAAGCAGGAAGUGUUUGAGAAAGUUCAACUUGAGCUGAAUCAGUUUGGGCUUUUGAUUUAUAAUGCGAAUGUUAAGCAGCUGGUGGAUGUUCCGGGGCACGAGUAUUUUUCUUAUUUGGGACAGAAGACGCAGAUGGAGGCGGCGAAUCAGGCGAAAGUUGAUGUGGCGGAGGCGAGGAUGAAGGGAGAGGUGGGAUCGAAGAUGAGGGAAGGGCAGACGCUGCAGAAUGCUGCGAAGAUUGAUGCGGAGACGAAGAUUAUAUCGACGCAGAGGCAGGGGCAGGGCAAGAAGGAGGAGAUCAGAGUGAAGGCCGAGGUGAAGGUUUUUGAGAAUGAGAGGGAGGCUGAGGUGGCUGAGGCGAAUGCUGAGCUGGCGAAGAGGAAGGCGGGGUGGUCGAGAGAGGCGCAUGUGGCGGAGGUGGAGGCGGAGAAGGCUGUGGCACUGAGGGAGGCAGAGUUGCAGAAGGAGGUGGAGAUAAUGAAUGCAUUGACUCAGACGGAGAAGCUUAAGGCCGAGUUCUUGAGCAAGGCUAGUGUUGAGUACGAAACCAAGGUACAAGAAGCAAACUGGGAGUUGUACAAGAAACAAAAGGAGGCAGAAGCAAUUCUCUACCAAAAGGAAAAAGAAGCAGAAGCUCAAAAAGCCAUAGCCGAUGCAGCAUUCUAUGCUCGACAACAAGUAGCUGAUGGAGAAUUAUACGCGAAACAAAAGGAAGCUGAAGGCCUAAUCGCGCUAGCAGAGGCACAAGGCACCUAUGUGAGCACCCUGCUGAAAGCUGUAGGAGGCAAUUACAGCGAACUCAGAGAUUACUUGAUGAUCAACGGUGGAAUGUAUCAAGAAAUCGCGAAAAUCAACAGCGAAGCAGUGAGAGGACUGCAGCCCAAGAUCAGUAUCUGGUCAAAUGGAGAAAAUAGCGGAGAUGGAAACAGCAUGAAAGGAAUUGCAGAAGUUUAUAAAAUGUUGCCACCGUUGUUUAAGACAGUGAAUGAACAAACUGGCAUGAUGCCACCAGCAUGGAUGGGCACUUUAAGCAACGACUCUUGAUUCUUGAAACCCUUCAAGACUUGAUCUCCUAUUGUUAUAUUUUAAGAUGUUUUGCUCAACGUUGUUCUCUUAUGUUGUGUGAUGUCUGAGUUCUUUUCUUCAGCUGUUUGUUAAUAAAAUUUGAAACGCUUUCAUUGUC